AUGCUUUUUGACAUCCUAAUAACAAUUGAUCAAGAGGUUUUAAUAACACUAGCCUCUUUCAUAUGGUCUACAAAUUGGUCCCUUGGCAAGAUACUUUACUUUAGCACACGUUAUCCUGCUGUAAUUGAGGGAGUUUUGUGGCUGAUCUACCUCAAUGCAUCACCAAUAUCAAUUUUCGACACAUUGAGAUUUUCUACAUCCAGGGCGUCUUGGGCAUUCUUCAUUCCACUUCAGAGCAUCAAUAUCUCAGUCAUCAUUGUUCUUCGAACUUCUGCAAUAUGGGGCUGUAAACGUGUGGUCACCGCUUUCCUUGGAAUAGUCUGCAUUACAGCUGAUUUAACUGCUCUCGUGUUACUUGCAAAGGCAAUGAAGCGUUUCAGAUUCACAUUUGACAAUGUUGACCUUUAUCCUUUGCUUGGAUGUCUUACUGGUACACUGCAUGAUAGUACAACAGGGACAGUACCUGUGUGGUCUGCUGUUCUUAUCUUUGAUACAACCAUCUUCAUAUUAACAUUUGCGAAGGCCAUUUACUCUUAUAAAUAUUCACACGGUCGAUUACUGACAAUGCUUAUACGUGAUGGCUUUGUCUACUAUGCAGUCAUGCUUGAUCUGGGCCUGAACUUUGGUACAGCACUUGGGAUAGCCAAUCUCAUUUUCCUUUGUGCAAUGUCCAUGACACGUUCUGGUCUCAUCAGUUGCUUACUACCUGUGCUACGUGCAAGUGUCAGUGUUAUUGGUAGCCGACUGGUGCUAAACCUUCGUGGAGCAGCUUCACAAAAUGUGGAGGUUAGCAUAAGAGCAGGUGGAAAUGUGGGCAGUAUGAAACUGGUAGAUCUCUCAUACAUGAGUUUCGGAGGUAGCACAGCUCUCGGUACGGUGCCUGAACAUGAACAAGCAACUACUGCUGAAGAGCUUACUGAGUUGGAGGAAGUCAAUCACACAAAUAUGUCCAACGUCUAA
This is a messenger RNA of Fomitiporia mediterranea MF3/22, 960 nucleotides long. RefSeq lists its product as uncharacterized. The transcript is spliced from 12 exons. The record is from RefSeq and is a predicted model, not a curated record. The coding region runs from base 1 to 960 and encodes 319 amino acids. NCBI's taxonomy places the organism in Eukaryota, Fungi, Basidiomycota, Agaricomycetes, Hymenochaetales, Hymenochaetaceae.